Molecule: messenger RNA, 1433 nt
Organism: Anopheles stephensi (Asian malaria mosquito)
Lineage: Eukaryota; Metazoa; Arthropoda; Insecta; Diptera; Culicidae
Gene: IFT20
Product: intraflagellar transport protein 20 homolog
Exons: 3
Coding region: 832-1398 (188 amino acids)
Biological process (GO): intraciliary transport; protein localization to cilium; centrosome localization
Cellular component (GO): intraciliary transport particle B; Golgi apparatus; cilium
Source: RefSeq, a predicted model, not a curated record
CAAACUGUAUUACGGAUGAGACCUUCAGACCACGAUUGAGAAACUGAUGAAUUAUCCUGGAAUUUCUGAACUUCAGAAGUUUGCAAAAUUUCUUUGAUCUGCGUCCCUUGCUUCUCCAAGUUCCUUUUUGCGCUUCUUUGAAAAAAAAAGCCGAACACCAGGAAGAGAGGGUAUUGAUGGUAGUGUUGGAGGGCGGAGCAGUCGCUACGACCACGGAUAGGAAGGAAGAUUUUGAGGUUAUCGGCGAAAAAUAGAAGACCAUCAGGACGAGGAAGGAUGGAACAGAUUACGUUGACACAGAGAAGGAAGAGGAGGGGACCAAGAACACUUCCUUGUGGGAACACUCCAGACAAGCAGGGAAAGCAGGAAGAAGUGGAGGAAGACUAAUCUUAACAACACAAUUGGGCAAGGAUAGAUAAGGGCUCUGCCAGGACACUAAAUCCUGGGACAAGCACUCCCUAAGCUUUGCCAGCAAAAGCGCAUGGCAAACACGGCCGAACGCUGCCCGGAAGUCAGUGUCAGUGUCAGUGUUGCGUCGACUUGGUUCUAACUGACUUAUAAUUGUGGAAACAAAGCGCAGUAAGUUCGAAGAGGCAGACCUUCCGGGCAUAGGGCCUUAGGGCUAAUCCACCAUGCCUCGCAGUUAAAGAAAAUUGACGGAUAAAUCACUGAUUCGAACGGCUUCAGCCCUUCCACACUGGUACAAGGCUAUUCCUGACGAAGCUCAUUGCAGUACAUUAAUUGCAUGCCCACCUCUUGUACACUUACACCUUCUAAAAACAGAUAACGCAGAUCACUUAAUCCUUCAGCUUGUAUAUCAAAAGCAGUCUCAUGAUAUGCCGGGAAUGCGCCCGGCACCACAAACACGUUUCCCACUGCCAUUUCGCUGACGUUUCCCGUUUCCAUGGCAACGGUGCAAACAAACAUGGUCGCCACAUCGUCAGCGGGCUGGAGUUAUCGUUUCCCAAACAAACUCUUAUUCAUUUCAUCUCUCAGUGCGAAAUGUCUGAAGAAUUUGGUAAAUCUGGUCUGUACAUCGAUGAUCUGUACACGUUGCGUGUGAUCGAUCCGGAAGUUGCGAGCGAAACCAACGAGCUAAAGGAUGAGUGUGAACGGUUCACCGAAAAACUCACCGACUUCCGGCGCAUCAUUGACCAGUUUGCGAACAUUGUCGAGGUGUUUGCGGCCGAAGUGGACCAGGAAAAGAUGCGUGCGGUCGGUGUGCAGAACAUGCUGAAAACCUUCUCCAAGCAGCGGGAAUCGGAACAGCAGCAGAUACAGAGUGAAAUAAUCGAGAAAAUGGUGGAGCUGGACAAACUGAAGAUCGAGUACCAAUAUCUACAGCGCAUCGAAUCGGAACAACAGGAAAUGAUCGAUAAUUUCUACCAGCAUCAGUGAGCUGAACCCAAUACAGCGGAAGCAAGCAAAGAGAA